Molecule: messenger RNA, 2772 nt
Organism: Paramuricea clavata
Lineage: Eukaryota; Metazoa; Cnidaria; Anthozoa; Malacalcyonacea; Plexauridae
Source: the annotation of a GenBank genome assembly
AUGAGCAAAAGGAAACAAAUUGAUAUUUCCUCCUAUUUUGGUGGGGCAGCCAUAAGUUCAAAGGACGUCUGCACGACUGAAAAACCUGCAACCGCUGCCAAGGUUAGCAAGAGAGUUUUGCACUUAUCAACCGCAGAAAAAUGGAAAACCACGCAACUAGCAGUAUAUAAUGCAGAGGACUGGCUGCUUUUUUUAAAAGACACUGAUGCAAACCAAGUAAAAGCAUUGAAAUGCAGUGCAUGCACAAGAUAUUAUACACAAAUUUCAGGUGUCAAGGGUUUUUCUCCACAGUGGUCAUCGGAUGAAAAAUGCACGCGACUUAUGUUGUCAAGCGCAACAGAUCAUGCCACCAGUGAACCCCAUAAACAGGCAAUGAUUCUGGUUAUGAAACAAAAAGGUAUGAACGUAUCCGAGCGUUCUAAAGCCAUGCAGGGUGUCCUUGACUCGCAAAAGCAAGGAAGCUUUUUGUCUGCCCUCGCGACACUUAAUGAACAAGACUUAGAAAGAACGAAGAAGAAAUUUCAAAUCGCAUACUACAUCGCGAAAGAGGAAUUGCCUAUUGUGAAGUAUAGUACAAUGUUGGACCUUGAAGAGAGACUUGGAGUUGAUAUUGGUACAGCAUACCGUAACAACAACUCUGGGGGAGUGUUUAUGGAUUACAUAAGUGAAAUUAGUAUAAUUACAUAGGUGAUUAUUGAAAAUUCUCCACGCUGAUUGGUUGCCAUUGAGGUGAUUAUUACGCGAUAAUCACCUAAGCGAUUUUCAAAAUGGCGGCCGAAGCCUUUUUGUCAAUUAAAUGACGAAGAAAUGUGUAUUUUCUUAUUUUUUCCCAAAUAAUCACCUAUGAAAUUAUACUAAAACAAUUAUUCACCUCAGGCUCGGUGAUUAUCGUGAAUAAAAACCUCGACUUCGUCUCGGUUUUUAUUCACCGAUAAUCACCUCGCCUUCGGCGAAUAAUUGUUAAGUAUUGCGGAGGAAUUAAAACAGAAACUAGCUAAAGUUCACUUUUACAGUGUCUUAACAGAUGGCUCUACUGAUGCGGCUACGUCUGAAAAUGAAGCUGUGUUUGUGGUUCAUUUCGAUCCGGAUCCUCCGGGAUGUGACAAAGUCAAAGUUGUUGUAAGUUUCCUCAAGCUUAACUUCCUACAAACUGCUGGAGCAACCGGGAUAGUAGAAAGUAUUAAAGAAAGCUUCAAAGCAGUGUCAAUUGAUGAUUUAUUCCAUAAAUUAGUUGGUUUUGGAGCCGAUGCGGCAAAUGUGAAUAAAGGUAACAAAGAAGGUGUAAAGGCAAUUUUAAGAAGAGAAAACCCAUGGUUGAAUUUUGGUUGGUGCGUUGCACACCGCCUUGAAUUGUCACUGAAGGAUAGUUUGCAAGGGACCGUGUUCAACGAAAUUGAUGAGGUGAUUUUGCGUAUGCACUAUCUGUAUAAGCAAGCACCGAAGAAAUUAAGGCAACUUAAACUGCUUGUAGAUAUAUACGAUGAGGGUGACGAGUUUGAAACAGGCGGUUACCGUCCCAAGAAAGCAUCAGGUAUAUUACAGUAAUCUUUCAGUUAUUUUUGACAAGUUAUGUUAUACUCCAAUAUAAGAAAGCCAACAUCAUUCAAGAUUUUUAUCAGUAAUUCAGUUUUACAGUAAUUUGUAUGAUAUGUUAUAAUGUAUGAAAUUUUUCUUGCAGGCACACGCUGGAUUGCACACAAAGUUGCUGCUCUCGACGUUAUUUUGGACAAAUAUGGCAUAUAUCUUCAACAUUUGGAGAAUAUAUCAGAAGACAACAGUUUCCCUGCAGAUGAUCGUGCCAAACGUAAAGGUUGGCUAAAAAAAUGGUCAAAAGCCAAGAUACCUUUGCUCAUCGCUCUUUUUAUCGAAGUUUUAGCACCGGCAAAAUGUCUGUCCAAAUCUUUCCAGGCGGAGGACAUUGAUGUGGUUGCAAGCAUCGAAAACGUUGAGAAAACCAAACGCCAGUUACAUCGAAUUUCUCGAAAGGAGCUGCCGACGGUUAAAAGGUUGCUCCAGAAAAUUCAAGAGCGAGAUGGAAAGUAUCUCCUUCACGACGUUGUAAUCCGAGGAUACGAAAGAGCGGUUGAGACAACUGCGAAAGUGAAAGACGACCUCGUAGAGCGUGUCAAAAAUGCAAUUGAACAACGCCUCGAAGAAGAUACUGAGGACGAAAGAGGCGAAUUAGCCGCACUUCUUAACACGGCUGGCUGGGUGAAAGCGAAAGAUGAUGCUGUUGAGAUCUUCGAUCAAGAUGUGGAGAGACUCUAUGAGAGAUAUCGCAUACCCUUGGAAAGAGCAUGUUUUAGCGGAACAGUUGGAGAGCUUCUCGACCAAUGGCACAACCUUUUAGAGCACGCGCUUGCUUACUUGUCCCCGGAAAGAGUUGACUACAGGGUUGUGUGGCAUCAGCUAUUUAACUGUAGCAGAUCUAAGGAGUGGAAUGCUAUUUUAACUCUUAUUGAGCUGUUAUUCGUUCUUCCGGUGUCUAACGCUAAAGUGGAGGCGUUCUUUUCAUUAAUGAAACGUGUGAAAACUGACACCAGGGCAUCACUCAAAGAACAUCGUCUCAACAGCUUACUUCGUAUCGUUACUGAAGGGCCGCCAACAAAUGACUUCAUCCUAACCACAGCCAUCGACCUUUGGAUGAGAGGCACUUGCACAGUACGCAGGCCAAACCAGUCUUAUAGGUCUUACAAAGCAAGAGAAAAAAAGAAGAUUGCCGAAACGCUUAUUGACGUAGGGGUCGACACAAGCGAGGAAGACAGCGAAUGA